Messenger RNA from Callorhinchus milii (elephant shark), 3504 nucleotides. RefSeq names its product RCC1 and BTB domain-containing protein 1. NCBI's taxonomy places the organism in Eukaryota, Metazoa, Chordata, Chondrichthyes, Chimaeriformes, Callorhinchidae. The transcript is spliced from 12 exons. The record is from RefSeq and is a predicted model, not a curated record. Gene Ontology annotation, molecular function: protein binding. The coding region runs from base 167 to 1921 and encodes 584 amino acids.
UUCUGUGCUGAAUCCCUCCUCUCCUCCUACCAGGCAGUCGGGCCCAAUCGAGGGCUCGUGGUUCGGGUCUUGAUUUCAGGUUUAAAAGAGGCUUUUGUGCUUAAAUUAACUGCAGAUUUCCGGUUCUCGUGUGUGUGUGAUUUUUAAUUCUCCGACGGCGGUGGAGAUGCAUUGCAACUGUUCCGAAGUGACAGUUAAGGGAACCUUCCAACUCCGGAGGAAGCGAAUCAGUCGCCGAACGAGGGACCCUGUAGACAUUUUUUACGGUGUGCUGACACAUGUAGAUUACAAACUCAUUACUGGGUUGUAUUUAAGAAUAACAGUCAUGGUGGAAGUUGGAAAAUGGCCUAUGUUCACCUUGCUUUCCCCAGAAGAAGUUAAAUCUAUUCGUCAAGCAUGCGUCUUUGGUAGUUUGGCUAAUGAGGUUGUGUACAUAACAGAAAGCGGAGAAGUUUUUGCAUUUGGAGUGAAUUGCAGCAACUGUUUAGGAACUGGAGAUGGUCAGAGUACAGUUGCACCAAAGAAAAUAGAAGCUUUGUGUGGAAAGAAGAUUGUCUCUCUCAGUUAUGGAAGUGGACCACAUGUUCUUCUAGCAACUAAAGAUGGAGAAAUCUAUGCCUGGGGCCAUAAUGGUUAUAGCCAGCUGGGUAAUGGAACAGCAGGUCAGGGCUUGAUACCUUUCCUUGUUUCCAGCAUGGUGUAUGACAAGAAGGCAGUGGAGGUAGCAUGUGGCUCCCAUCAUUCUAUGAUGCUAACACCAGAGGGAGAGGUUUAUGCCUGGGGUUAUAAUAAUUGUGGUCAAGUGGGAUCUGGAUCUACUGCAAAUCAGCCAACACCUCGAAGAGUUGCAAACUCUUUACAAAGCAAAAAGGCUCUUGCUAUCGCCUGUGGCCAGACAUCUUCCAUGGCAGUGGCAGAUAAUGGAGAGGUAUAUGGUUGGGGUUACAAUGGGAGUGGCCAGCUGGGAAUAGGAAACAAUGGAAACCAGCUUACUCCUUGCAGACUGGCAGGAUUACAAGGGGUCUGUGUGCAACAGAUUGUCUGUGGUUAUGCUCACACACUUGCACUAACAGACGAGGGAUUGCUAUAUGCCUGGGGAGCUAAUAAUUAUGGGCAGUUGGGUACUGGGAAUAAAACCAACCAACCAGUCCCAGCGCUGAUAAAUAUGGAGAAGGAGAGGGUUGUGGAGAUCGCAGCCUGUCAUUCCAGUUACACCUCUGCUGCUAAGACGCAGAACGGUCAGGUGUACAUGUGGGGCCAAUGCCGGGGCCAGUCAAUCACUCUCCCACAUCUCACUCACUUCACUUGCACUGAUGAUGUAUUUGCCUGCUUUGCUUCUCCCGCUGUUAUGUGGCGUCUGCUGACUGUAGAACAGGAUGAUCAUUUGACAGUAGCACAGUCUUUGCAGAGAGAGUUUAACAGCUCGGAAACGUCAGACUUAAAAUUUUGUGUUGAAGGAAAAUACAUUCAUGUUCAUAAAGCUGUUCUAAAGAUCAGGUGUGAGCACUUUCGAACAAUGUUCCAAUCUUACUGGAGUGAAGAUGAAAAAGAAGUCAUAGAGAUCAACCAGUUUACUUAUCCAGUUUACCAUUCAUUUCUGGAAUAUUUAUACACAGAUUCAGUCAACCUGCCACCUGAAGAUGCAAUAGGUCUACUGGAUCUGGCUACUUCUUACUGUGAAAAUCGACUGAAGAAGCUCUGUCAGCAGAUAAUUAAGAGGGGCAUUGCUGAGGAGAAUGCAUUUUCGUUGCUGUCAGCAGCAGUCCGUUAUGAUGCUAUGGAUUUAGAAGAAUUUUGCUUCAAAUUUUGUGUGAAUCAUUUGACAGCAGUAACUAAUACUGAUGCUUUUUGGCAAAUGGAUGGCAAUCUGCUGAAAGAAUUCAUCUCUAAAGCAAGUAAAUGUGGAGCUUUCAGAAACUGAAGUCGCUGAAUGGUUCCAAUCGAAUGCAUGCAUCACUGUAAAUAUCCAACCAGAAUUGUAUAAUAGUUAGCCGGAAUCUUGUAUAACCAACCGAAUGAUAGUACUCCUUCCAUGAAAAAAACGACACAAGCCCAACUGCAUAAAGCCAUGUUGGGAUCAGUACAUGUACAAUUAAGGAUAAUACUCUAUUCUUCUGAAUAUAAGGCAACCCUGAUUAUAAGGUGACCUUCUAAUUGUUAGUUAUAUUGGAGAAAAAAUAAAAAAUGUUAUAUGGUAAUUACUAGUGCAAUCAAAAAACAUUUCAUGAUAUUGUAAAAUAAUAUUGUGGCACUUAAAAUUACUCUUAUAACAGUGAUAACAUUUUCCAAAUCGUAAAAUGCCUCUAUUUAGUAUGUACCAGGCUGUCGUGAUAUCACAUUAUGCCAGCCCUUCUCUCUCUCUAAGUUUUUCUAGGUUUUUCUCUCUCUGUAAUAAUUUCUCUUUCCUCCCCCCCAACCCAACUUUCAGUCUUAAUAAAAAUGUACAUCUGCACUACUGGCAAAAUAAAAUCCAGUUGUGCUUAUUUGUGGUAAUUGAAAAAUUAUUAUACAUGCAAUGUUAUUAGACUCAUGAUUGACUUGCACUGUGUGUGGAAUCAUUCUUAAUAACUUUGGCACAUAUGAGAAAUAUUUUAAUACUUGGACAUGCAGGCAAUUCGGUCCCUCUCCUCCCAAUAUUUAGCAGCCCCAUGGCAUCCUGUUUUUGGCUGAUAUGCAAAUAGAAUUUGAGCAGCAUUCUUAAACUUUUUUAUGGAAAGAACACCAUGCCUUAUAUUCAGAACAAAAUGCUUUAUGAAAAGUUUAGUUUAUUCAUGUAAAAUUGAGUGUCAAUGUUGAUUGUUAAAAUUGCAGUAGAAUGACUGCUGAUUGUGGUUGCAGUUGCUUUCCUGGAUGUAAAGAAUUUCAUAUCAAGUUUCCUGUGCAUAAAAUAGAUGAAAUAUUAUAAGGAUUGUAUUGGGACUCCCAUUAUAUUGAAAAUAUGUACAAUAUGAUGUAUUGUAAAUGUGUACAAUCUAACUUGUGCUAAUUUAUCAUUGUUUACCUGGAAAAAAUUGAAUUCCUUUUCAGCAGCCUUAUGGUAAUAACUACAUUGCGCUCUGAAUUAUGGAGAUAUGCGUAACUUUAGUAACUUGUGGCAAAGAAAAAAAAACCUCCAUGGCAUAGAUAUCAACUAUAAAUCUCACAAUAUAGAAAAUUAUAUGGUGGAAUUAGAUUAUUUCAGACAUGCCUUAUUGAUGUCUAAACAUCACUACAUAACUCCAGAGGUAUGUAAUAUUUUUGGAACUUCUCCAUUACCGGAUUGUAAAGUAGGAACGUAGUAAAGGUGCUUGUUCUUAACUUCAUUUCCUGGGCAGGAAGUAACGUCAAGGCAAGCAUCUUGACCGUGUGCCUCCUUAAAACAUUGUCUCUUCAUAUCUGUGGAUGUGCACCACACAAGGCAGGGCGAAACCUUGGGCAAGUUUUCUUAUUCCACACGCCUCAUAAUAAUCCCUUCAAAACAAUAAUAAAUUGUUCAUUUUCAAUCCAUGACUGUUUGUGGGACAC